AUGGAGCUGCGUCCACUCUGUGUGAUGAUCUUGCUUAUUUCACUUAUCCAAGUCGGACAAGUUCAAGAGUUUACCCCAGUUCUGUCUGCGCAGCCAAAUUUACCACAAAUAUUUAGUGGAGAGACAGUUACACUUACAUGUACUGUUCCUGGAGGGAGUUGGCUGUACAACUGGUACAAAGAUGGUGUUAAUGUUCACAGGUCUAAUGAAAAUACCUACAAUAUAAAAGUAUAUCAGAGCCACAAAUACGACUGUCAGGCAAGUAGGGAUGGAGGACAAGUGGCAUGGAGUAAUGAAGUGACUCUCUCAGUGAUAGAGAGACCAAAAGCCGUUCUGACUCUGCAGCCUGAUGGACAGAUAUUCAGUGGACAGGAAGUCACUUUCACAUGUGAAAUACCAGGACAUGCAGACACUGAGUGGACGUACAGCUGGUGUAAAGAUGGUGUCCAACUUUCCUCCUACAGUGUGAGCAGGAAAUAUUCAUUCAGUGCUGUAGAGUCUUCCAGCGGUAAAUACACCUGCAGUGGACAGAGAAAAGACGACUCUCAGACCUCAGAGACCAGCAACGCUGUUACACUCACUGUAUCAGCAAAACCCAAACCGACUGUAAGUGUGAUGUCUCAGAGCUCCGUCUACACUGGAGACAGAGUUACUCUGAGCUGUAAUCUGCAGUCUACUGGAUGGACUUUUCUCUGGUACAAAGAUCAGCAUCUUCUAUCCCAAGUAGCUAAAGACACCAACACACUCCAUGAUACAGUCUCUAAUGCAGGAGUAACAGUGUAUCAGUGUAAAGCACGCAGAGGAAACUACGACUCAGAGCUCAGUGAUCCAGUUACAGUUACAGUCAGAGAGAGACCAAAAGCCGUUCUGACUCUGCAGCCUGAUGGACAGAUAUUCAGUGGACAGGAAGUCACUUUCACGUGUGAAAUACCAGGACAUGCAGAUACUGAGUGGACGUACAUCUGGUAUAAAGAUGAUGUUCAACUUUCCUCCUACAGUGUGAACAGGAAAUAUUCAUUCAGUGCUGUAGAGUCUUCCAGCGGUAAAUACACCUGCAGUGGACGGAGAAAAGACGACUCUCAGACCUCAGAGACCAGCAAUGCUGUUAUACUCACUGUGUCAGCAAAACCCAAACCGACUGUAAGUGUGAUGUCUCAGAGCUCCGUCUACACUGGAGACAGAGUUACUCUGAGCUGUAAUCUGCAGUCUACUGGAUGGACUUUUCUCUGGUACAAAGAUCAGCCCCCUUUAUUCCAAGUAGUUAAAGACACCAACACACUCCAUGAUACAGUCUCUAAUGCAGGAGUAACAGUGUAUCAGUGUAAAGCACGCAGAGGAAACUACGACUCAGAGCUCAGUGAUCCAGUUACAGUUACAGUCAGAGAAAUCCCAAAACCUGUGGUGUCCAUAGAUCCUGAUAAUCAGGUGUACAGAGGAGAGACUGUCACUCUCAGAUGUGAUAUACAGGAUGAACAGAUCUCUUACUGGAACUACAGCUGGAAUAAAGAUGGUUCUGGUGUCAGUAGUGAACAGGAGUACAGAAUCAGUAGUGCUGAAAUGACACACACAGGUAAAUGCACCUGUAGAGGAAGAGAGAGAGGAGGCUCACACUCCUCACACACCAGUGAUGCUGUUACACUGACUGUAUCAGAAAAACGUAAACCUAAAAUCACAUCAGACCUUAAUGGAGCUGCACUGAUAGGAAACUCAGUGACUCUGACCUGUACACUGAAUCUGCAGUCUAAUGGGUGGAAGUUUUACUGGAUUAAAGACACACAGAGCACUAAGACUGAGACUGAAACACACUCCUACACCAUCAGAUCAGUUAGUGUCUCUGAUGGAGGUCAGUACAGGUGCAGAGCUGGAAGAGGAAACCCAGUCUACUACACACACUACAGUGAUGCACUCUGGGUAAAUGUUACUGAGUUGCCUAAAGCGGUGGUGACCAUAAAGCCUGAUAAUCAUGUGUUCAGAGGAGAGAGAGUGACUCUCAGGUGUGAAAUACAGGGAGGAGGAGACACUGAGUGGACAUACAGCUGGUAUAAGAAUGAUUACACACAAAACCCAUACCGCUUAUUACAGAACUUCAGCCUCAGCUCAGUUAGAAAUGAUAACGGGGGUAAAUACACCUGCAGAGGGAGGAGAAGCAGUGACUCUCAGAGCUCAGAGAUCAGUGAUGCUCUUACACUCACUGUAUCAGACCCAGCAGAGACAGUAGUGAGUGUGUCUCCACUGAGCUGGCUGACUGAAGGAGACUCAGUGACUCUAAGCUGUGAGGUUAAACACUCCUCUACAGGCUGGACAUUCAGCUGGUACACAGAUGUUCCCUACAGAGACAGUCAGGGUUCCCUCAGGUACAGGACAGCGCUCCUCUCAGACAGCAGCAGAGGAUCUGGAGGCUCCUACACUCUCAGUCCUGUUACUCUGAAUCACACAGGAGUUUAUAUGUGCAGAGCAGAGAGAGGAGAACCAGUCUUUCACACACACUACAGCAAACCACAGGCACUGUGGAUCACUGCUGAAUCUCUCUCAGUAUCUCUGAUCAUCAGUCCCAGCAGAACUCAACACUUUACUGCUGACUCUCUCUCACUGAGCUGUGAGGACCAGAGAGACUCUACUGGAUGGACAGUGAGAGGAUACACACACAGUGAGACACUGUACAAUUGUUCAUCAGUUUCAGGAUCUACAUGUAACAUCAGCUCCCUCUCUACAUCACACACUGGAGUUUACUGGUGUCAGUCUGAAUCUGGAGGACGCAGUAAUUCUCUUAACAUCACAGUGCACAAUGGUGAUGUGAUCCUGGAGAGUCCUGUCCAUCCUGUAACUGAGGGAAAUCCUCUGACUUUACGCUGUUUAUAUCACAACACAAACAUUUCAGACUCUGGUGCUGAUUUCUAUAAAGAUGAUUCAGUUCUCCAGAAGCAGACUACAGGAGAGAUGACCAUCAGUAGUGUCUCAAAGUCAGAUGAAGGUUUCUACCACUGUACACACCCAGAGAGAGGAGAGUCACCGAAAAGCUGGGUUUCAGUCAGAGUUUCAGGUUCUGGAUCCAAUGUUGUAAAAAUAGCUGUGGGACUGAGCUUGGCCUUGUUGUUCAUCAUGAUUUCAAUAAUUCUGCUGUGGAGGCUCAAAUCGAACAAAGUUACUGUAGAUAAUGAUGCUGGACCCACUGAUUUGACUUACAGCGAGAUUAUACCCAAGCCACUGAAAAAAAAAAGAAAAACUGGGAUCUGGGGCCUUAACGCAAUCCUCCUCGCAUACUUUCCUCUUCGGCGGCACGGCUGCAAAGACAGGCUCGGCGCGGGAGUGAAGGUGCCGUCCUCAGCACAGAGAUCUGAGGGCGGGAUUCCAGUGUCCUUUUUACAGUCCCUGGGGCACGUCAUAUCACCACACUCGCAUGCCACUCUCUCUUUUAUAAUGCUGGGCAAAAAUGGCAUCCGUGAGAGAGUUCAAAGGUGGCAAGCCUUGAAUAAGGGCUACUGGAAGAAGGUGGGGGUAAAAGGUGGGGGCCUCCACCUGAGGCUUGCUGGUGUGGCUGGGACCUCCACGAGGCGCUCGGCGAUGGCUGCUGCUGCUGGAACCUCCACGAGGCGGUCGGCGAUGGCUGCUGCUGCUGGAACCUCCACGAGGCGCUCGGCGAUGGCUGCUGCUGGAACCUCCACGAAGCACUCGGCGAUGGCUGCUGCUGCAGCGGUGGCCUCCACGUGA
Clarias gariepinus (North African catfish) is the source of this 3708-nucleotide messenger RNA. RefSeq names its product basement membrane-specific heparan sulfate proteoglycan core protein-like. Gene Ontology annotation, biological process: cell surface receptor signaling pathway. Bases 1 to 3708 code for a protein of 1235 amino acids. The transcript has 17 exons. The record is from RefSeq and is a predicted model, not a curated record. Gene Ontology annotation, molecular function: transmembrane signaling receptor activity. NCBI's taxonomy places the organism in Eukaryota, Metazoa, Chordata, Actinopteri, Siluriformes, Clariidae.